CCCGGAUCGAGAAAAUGGAAAUUUUACUUAAUAAUAUAUAUAUAGCCAAACUCUGACCAAAGAGCUAUCAAGAAGAAGCCCCGGCCAAGGAUAUAUUAGAUUGGAAUUGGGGCAUCUCAAUCAUCAAGAACAAUCUCAACAACGAUCGAUGACAGCCGUAAACGAGAAGCCGGCGGCGGCACUCCCACUCCUCACAACUCGGGCAAUGCGACGAACACCUUUGAAUCGUGCAUUCGGCCUCGUGUAUUCGUGUGCCGUCGUGGCUCUGUUCUACCACCAUUUCCACUCAUCCAUUUCCUUCUUCUCCCUUCUCUUGAUGGUGGCCGAUGCGGUCUUCGCCUUCAUGAGGGCCACCACCGAGUCUCUAAGGCUGCGUCCGGUUCGCCACCAGGAGUUUCCAGAGAAGUUGAAAAGUGUGGUACUGAUGGGAGGAGUACUGGGGGAGGAGAGGGAUUACGAUCCACCAGGCGUGGACGUCUUCAUUUGCACCGCUGACCCAUACAAGGAGCCUCCCUUGGGAGUGGUGAACACGGCACUGUCGGUGUUGGGGUACGAAUAUCCGGCGGAGAAGCUGGGGGUCUACGUAUCGGAUGAUGGGGGAUCAGAGCUUACGCUGUUUGCCUUCAUGGAGGCCGCCAAGUUCGCCCGCCACUGGCUGCCUUUUUGCCGGGACUAUGGAUUACUUGACAGGUCCCCCGAGGUCUACUUUGGAACUGGAUCAUCAUCAUCAUCUUCAUCUUCUACACAUAACAUCAUCAAGAUGAUGUAUGAAGAGAUGAAAGUAAAGAUAGAUAGCGUUAUGGAGAGAGGGUCUGUUCCACCGGAAUACGUCAUGAAUGAACAUGACCGUCAAGCUUUCAACAAAUGGACGCCAGCUUUCACACGUCAACACCAUCCUGCAGUAAUUCAGGUUUUAUUAGAGAGUGGGAAAGACAAAGACGUAAAGGGCCAUAGAAUGCCUAACCUCGUCUAUGUCUCCAGAGAGAAAAGCAGGAUCUCACCACACCAAUUUAAGGCCGGUGCCCUUAAUGCACUGCUUCGUGUAUCAGCUACGAUGACCAAUGCGGCGGUGGUCCUAAACUUAGAUUGUGACACCUACUCCAAUGAUCCCCAAACCCUUCUUCGGGUGCUAUGCUAUCUUGCAGACCCUGCCAUUGGUCCCAAACUAGCUUACAUUCAGUUCCCUCAGCGGUUCCAUUGGAUUGGCAAGAACGACAUCUACGGUAAUGACCACAGACGUUUGUAUCAAGUAGAUCCACCAGGGAUGGAUGGACUUGGAGGCACACGUUAUGUCGGCAGUGGAUGCUUUUUCCAGCGACCAGCCUUCUUUGGGGGACCUUCAUCUUCCUCUUCCUCUUCCUCUCCAGAAUCCCACCCCCAUGACUUGGACAAAUCUAUCAGUUCCAAAUCAGUUUUGGCAUCAGCCCACCAUGUAGCAAGUUGCAACUAUGAGCAUGGGACCAACUGGGGCAUUGAGAUAGGCUUCAGAUACGGAUCAUUAACAGAAGACUACAAGACUAGUUAUCUGCAACAGUGCAAAGGAUGGAAUGCAGCGUUUUGCCAUCCUGAAAGAGCAGCAUUUCUCGGGGGCUCGCCUUUCACUCUCAGUGACGUCCUAAGUCAAAACAUCAGGUGGUCCAUUGGCCUGCUGGAGGUGGCCGCCUCCAAGUACAGUCCUAUCACUUACGGCACUCGAGCCAUGGGAUUGCUCAUGGGUCUUGCAUAUGCCCACAAUGGAUUUGAACCAACUUGGUGCCUUCCAAUAACCACCUAUGCCUACAUCCCACAGCUAGCUCUCCUCAAUGGACUCUCCAUGUUCCCAAAGGUUUCAGACCCUUGGUUCUACUUGUAUACGUUCCUUUUCUUAGGAGCAUAUGUACAGGAUUACCUUGAAUUCAUUUUAGCAGGAGGAACAACCCGAAAGUGGUGGAAUGAUCAAAGAAUGUGGAUGAUCAGGGGAAACUCAUCUUAUCUAUUUGGGUCUGCUACCUAUUUACUGAAAUCGGUUGGCUUUACAGCCUCUGGUGGGUUCAAUGUGACUAGCAAAGUGGUUACAGAAGAACUAAGGAAGCGAUAUGAGCAAAGCAUAUUCGAGUUCGGGGUAGCCUCAACUUUGUUUGUGCCACUCACAACAACUGCCAUACUCAAUUUGAUUGCAUUUGUGGUGGGGUUUGCAAGAGUGUUAGGACAUGGAAAAAAAGCAAGUGAAAUGUUUGUGCAGUUGUUUAUUUCGGGUUUUGUGAUGGUGAGUUGUUGGCCAAUAUAUGAGGCCAUAGCUUUCAGAAGGGACGAUGGAAAGAUGCCUGCAAAGAUUACAAUGAUAUCAAUCUUACUUGCUUCGAUUCUCUACUUAGCGUCAUCUUUGGCGCUCAAACUUUAAUCAGUCACUUCCCCGGCCCCACUCAUCAGCUUUUUAAUUUCCUUUUCAUCUGUGUCUGUGGGAAUAAUUAUACACUUCUAUGGCAUCUCUUUAUGAAUUUAUCCUUCUAUAUAUAAACAGAAUGUCUUAAUUUAAUUCA
Macadamia integrifolia is the source of this 2519-nucleotide messenger RNA. RefSeq names its product cellulose synthase-like protein G3. Gene Ontology annotation, cellular component: trans-Golgi network; plasma membrane. Gene Ontology annotation, biological process: plant-type primary cell wall biogenesis; cellulose biosynthetic process. Bases 149 to 2380 code for a protein of 743 amino acids. The transcript is spliced from 6 exons. Lineage: Eukaryota; Viridiplantae; Streptophyta; Magnoliopsida; Proteales; Proteaceae. The record is from RefSeq and is a predicted model, not a curated record. Gene Ontology annotation, molecular function: mannan synthase activity; cellulose synthase (UDP-forming) activity.